AUGGAAGCAGCAAAGAACGUUGCCAAGGCCGCAACGAGCAGCGAAUCCCAAUUCGAGAGUGGCCAUAAAGUGCCUAUUACUCAUCAGGACAAGCCGGGCCUGCAGCAAAACCUGCCCGUAAAGCCUGCUUCUACUCAGCUGCCCCGAGAGGAUGGUGGGUACCAGACCUAUAGGGCCGCGGGGAAGCUGAAGGGGAAGAAUGCUCUCAUCACUGGCGGCGAUUCGGGCAUUGGCCGUGCGGUCGCAAUCCUCUUCGGCAUGGAGGGCGCCAAUGUCACUAUCGGUUACCUGCCCGAUGAAGAAGACGACGCCCAGGAGACCAAGCAACGAGUCGAGCAGACCGGUGCUCAGUGCUACCUCUUCGCCACCGACCUCAGGUCCCAAGAAAAUUGCCAGAAGCUUGUUGAUUUCACGCUCGAGAAGAUGAAGCGCGUCAACAUUCUGAUCAACAAUGCUGCAUUCCAACAGGUUAUCUACGGCAUCGACAAGCUGUCCUACGAUCAGUGGCACAAAACUUUCGAUACCAACAUCCACCCGUACUUCUAUCUCGCCAAGAUGCUGCUUCCGCAGAUGGAGGCCGGAGACACUAUUGUCAACAAUGGCUCCAUCAACGCUUAUAUCGGCCGCCCUGAUCUCCUCGACUACACUACCACCAAGGGCGCCAUUACAUCCUUUACCCGUGGCCUGGCAAAUCAAUUCGUCGAUAAGGGCAUCCGCGUCAACCAGGUCUGCCCCGGACCAGUCUGGACACCCCUUGUUCCUGCGACUAUGACGAAAGAAGCACAGGACGGCUUCACCUCUCCGAUGGGACGACCUGGCCAACCCAGCGAGAUCGCAACCUGCUUCGUUUUCCUGGCCAGCCAGGAUAGCAGUCUGAUCACCGGACAAUCAUUGCAUCCCAAUGGUGGUGUGGUUGUGAAUGGUUGA
Messenger RNA from Cyphellophora europaea CBS 101466, 927 nucleotides. RefSeq lists its product as uncharacterized. Bases 1 to 927 code for a protein of 308 amino acids. The record is from RefSeq and is a predicted model, not a curated record. Gene Ontology annotation, molecular function: oxidoreductase activity. Lineage: Eukaryota; Fungi; Ascomycota; Eurotiomycetes; Chaetothyriales; Cyphellophoraceae. The transcript is spliced from 2 exons.